CUCACAUCUAGUAACCUAAGAGUAACACAACCCUCAAGAGUCAGGUUUUCGUUGAAGUUAAAAGAUGAACACAAUGUUUGAAAAAGUGGGAGCAGUGGGUGGUAAUAAGGGCGGACCAUUUGACGAUGGUGUUUUCGAUGGUGUGAAGAAAAUAACUGUCGGAAAAGACUUCAACAGUGUUUCUUAUAUCAAGAUUGAGUACGAAAAGGAUGGAAAAUUUGAAACUCGUGAACAUGGAACUAUUCGUGGAGAACUUCAAGAGUUCACGGUGGAUUAUCCGAACGAAUAUAUCACAUCUGUUGGUGGAAGCUACGAACAUGUUUUAAGCUAUGGAACAGUUCUUAUCAGAUCGUUAAUCUUCAAAACCUCCUAUAGUAGGACCUCUCCCAUACUCGGUCAUACGACCUUAUGUGGACAUCCAGCUGGGAGAGAAUUCAUGCUCGAGGGUAAAAAUGGUGGAAAGCUUCUUGGUUUCCAUGGACGUUCUGGUCAAGCUCUUGAUGCCAUUGGAGCCCAGUUUUUCGCUGUGAAGUCUCCUCUUAAGCACUUUAACAAUCAAGGUGGGAAUGGAGGGAGUGCGUGGGAUGAUGGCGCUUUCGACGGUGUUAGAAAAAUACUUGUUGGACGAGGUGGUAAAUUUGUGAGUUAUGUGAGGUUUGAGUAUGCAAAAGGCCAAGGAAUGGUGCCACAUGCUCAUGGGAAGCGACAAGAGGUUCCACAGGAGUUUGUGGUGGAUUAUCCUAACGAGCAUAUUACGUCCGUCGAGGGAACCAUCAAUGGCUACCUUACAUCUCUUAGGUUUAAGACAUCAAAAGGAAGAACCUCCCCUGCCUUUGGCAAUGUCGUUGGUAAGAAAUUUGUGUUCGAGGAAAAGGAUUUCAAGCUUGUCGGGUUUUGUGGUCGGUCCGGUGAUGCUAUCGAUGCUCUUGGUGCACAUUUUGCGCCUCUUCCACCCCCAGCUCCUACACCACCUCCACCUCCACCUCCCGCUACAACAACUAUGGGACCGCUCGGUGGUAACAAGGGAAACACAUUUGACGAUGGUGUUUUGGAUGGUGUGAAGAAAGUAACCAUUGGGGCAGAUGAAUACAGUAUAACUUAUAUCAAGAUCGAAUAUGAAAAUAAUGGAAAAGUCGAAAUCCGUGAACACGGAACAAAGCGAGGGGAGCUAAAAGAGUUUUCGGUGGCUUAUCCGAAUGAUUAUAUCACAGCCGUUGGUGGAAGCUACAAGCAUAUUUUCAACUAUGAUACAACACUUAUUACAUCGCUGUACUUCACAACUUCCAAACGAACCACCUCUCCAUUAUUCGGUGAGAUAAAGGGAACAGAAUUCGAAUUUAAAGGUGAAAAUGGAGAAAACCUUGUUGGAUUCCAUGGACGUGGUGGUUAUGCCAUUGAUGCCAUUGGUGUACAUUUUGCUACAAACUCUUCUACACCAACUCCUCCCAACAAGUUGUCCAUGGUCUACAUUACAUCUGGCGAUAUAGGAAUUGAGGAAAUCAAGUUCUACAAUCUAGAGAACGGGAAGACAAAGGAAGUGUUUCUGCAUGGUGUGAAGGGUAAAAACCUCAUUUCAACGCUUGUGAUAAGCAAUCCUCCUGCUGAGUGUCUCGUUUCUGUCGAGAGCUGGUAUAAUUCUUACAAUGUUUCUCAAGGAAUUAAGUUUAAAACCGACGAGAACGGUUCUGAUUUCUUUGGAUAUAAGUUUUCUGAGGAUACUGGUAAACCAUUUUCUCUCCAAGUCAAGGAUAAGAAGAUCAUCGGCGUUCACAAGUUCCCUGACUCGAAUCUCAUAUCUCCUGGAACGUACUUUGUUCUAACCCGUUCCUCUUCUCUCAAAAAAGUGGAAGCUAUAGGAGGAAAGGGUGGAGAAACAUUCGACGACGGUGCUUUUGAUCAUGUAAGAAAAGUUUUUGUUGGUAAAAGCAAUUCCGGUGUAGCCUAUGUCAAGUUCGAAUACGAAAAAGACGGCAGAGGAGUGACACAGGAGCACGGAGAAAAGACUUCUCAAGGAACGGAGGUGUUCGAGGUUGGUAACGACGAUGACAUCACAUCUGUGAAAGCUUACUACGAAAAACUCAAUGGCUCGAAGAUAGAAACCAUAACGUCUCUUCAAUUCAAGACUCUGAAGGGCAUAAACUCUCAGCCGUUUGGAAAGACCCCAGUUAGUGUAAAUGCCCAGACAAAAUUGUCAUUGCUCGAAGGUGGGAAAAUCACUGGUUUUCAUGGAAGUUCCAGCGACGUUAUUCAUUCUCUCGGAGCUUAUAUUUGGGCUUCACCUCCCACGAUGUUGCAUGGCAAGUGGAUCCAGGUGGAGCAAAAAGGAAAGACACCUGGACCAAGAUGUUCUCACGCUAUAGCAAUGGUUGGAAACAAAAUGUACGCUUUUGGAGGAGAGUUAAAGCCAAAUUUUCACAUCGACCGAGACCUCUACGUCUUCGAUUACGAGACUCACAGAUGGUCGCUCGCUGAUCCAGACGGUGACGUGCCUGACCUCCCUUGCUUAGGCGUUUGCAUGGUAGCCAUCGGCACUACACUCUAUAUCUUUGGUGGCCGUGACGGCUUCCGUAAGUACAGUGGCUUCUACUCCUACGAUACGGUUAAAAGCGAGUGGAAACUUAUAACUCACGUCAACAAUGGACCUGCACCGCGUAGCUUCCACUCGAUGGCUGCUGAUGGCAAUAACAUUUAUAUCUUUGGUGGAGUGACUGCUAAGGAACGUGUCAACACACUUCAUGCUUACAGCAUCGUUGAUCAAAAGUGGACUGAGCUUCCUAAUCCAGGAGAGUCUUGCAAAGGGAGAGGUGGAGCGGGGCUUGCGGUUGUGCAAGGAAAGAUUUGGGUUGUGUACGGGUUUAUUGGGGAUGAAGUGGAGGAUGUUCAUUGCUUUGAUCCAGUUGAAAGUAAGUGGACCAAAGUGGAAACAAGGGGUGAAAAGCCGUGGGCGAGAAGUGUGUUUGCUCUAGCGGUCGUGGGGAAAUACAUAAUUAUAUCUGGAGGUGAGAUUGAGAUGGACCCAGAGGCUCAUUUGGGUCCCGGGGCAUUGACCGGUGGGGCUUUUGUUUUGGACACUGAGAGUUUGUUGUGGGAGAAACUUGAGGAAGGUCAUAGCCCUCGUGGAUGGAUCGCAUCCACCACUGCCUCCAUUGAUGGGAAAAAGGGGCUGUUGAUGUAUGGAGGGAAGGCUCCGACCAACGGUCGUUAUGAGGACAUCUUUUUCUAUGGCGUCGACUCUGCUUAAUACCUCUCGGUGUUGGUGAGUUUGUGAGUUGUAACGUUGCAUCAUGGGAGGGAUCUGGUUUGUGACUUGUGAGAGUGUGUGAUUUGUGAGUUGUAAGAGCUAGUACUCUUGCUUGUGUGUUUUAAUAAAUGCCAUCUAUGUGUGUUUGGUUUGUACGAAUAUAAGCACACUUGUAAUCAAAUAAUAUGUGUGUAACUAAAUAAAAAAGAUGUUUACAAUCAAUCAUAAUAUUUUUUAUUGGAUAAC
This is a messenger RNA of Eruca vesicaria subsp. sativa (arugula), 3487 nucleotides long. The record is from the annotation of a GenBank genome assembly. Lineage: Eukaryota; Viridiplantae; Streptophyta; Magnoliopsida; Brassicales; Brassicaceae.